Molecule: messenger RNA, 2741 nt
Organism: Microstroma glucosiphilum
Lineage: Eukaryota; Fungi; Basidiomycota; Exobasidiomycetes; Microstromatales; Microstromataceae
Exons: 4
Coding region: 119-2623 (834 amino acids)
Biological process (GO): regulation of transcription by RNA polymerase II
Cellular component (GO): nucleus
Molecular function (GO): RNA polymerase II cis-regulatory region sequence-specific DNA binding; DNA-binding transcription factor activity, RNA polymerase II-specific
Source: RefSeq, a predicted model, not a curated record
UCACUUCAUAGCCACUUCCCACGCUGAGCUCUGUCCGAGCCAUUCUUCCCAAGGACGAGGAAGCUUCGAUCUUGGGACUCCAACGCCUCAUCGCUUCCUCGUCUGAUCUCACGCUACCAUGAACAUACCCUGGCAGUCAGUUGGUCCUUCCACUCCGACUCGAUCACUCUCGGAUCAGUCGCGAUUGAACAUGGCCACCGCCUCGUCUUCCGCCAGUCUUGGCGGGAAUGGUCAAGCGCUUGCGGCUUCGCAGCAGCAGCAGCAGUAUAGACAUCGAGCGCCCACGGCAAGCAGUAGCAAGACUGACAGCAGUCAUACUACAUCUCUGCUUACCCCUUCCUCUGGCUUCUGGGGCCAGCUCAAUGCUAAUGACCUGGACGCCCUCGCCUCGGCGGACAAGAGCGUUGCCAGCUACGGCACGGACCCGACAAUACCUCAGAUGAUGGAUCUCCUCUUCCCAUCGACUAAGCAGCAUUGCUAUACGGCCCACGAUCAUCAAGACUGCAACGUCGAUGCGGCGCUGUGCAAGUUCGACUUUCCCGCGCCCUUCCACAGUCAUGGCUUUGCGGCUAAGCAGCAAGCAGACUAUGGCUCUGCGCCCUUCACUCUAGAAAGCUGUCCGGACGAGUCUUGCAACGUCGGCCACCUUCCUGGCCCCACGCUGCCCAUUUGCUGCGAUGAUCCACAUCACACAACCAUCUCCGACGCUUCUACCAUCUGCUCGACGGCGGGUGAUGAGGCAUAUGGCGGCACGACGUGCUGUCCGCCGUCUUGCCCAUCCACCAUGGACUCACUCCUACCUUGCGAUCAGAGUGGCGCUACAGUCGUCUGCGCAGAUGCCUCCUGCUCGGAUCCAAGCUGCGAUCAGGCCUUUGCGACAACGAGCAAAGUGACUCUGCAGCCCUCGCAUAGUCAUGCCGAAAGCUGCGUUUCCGUAUGCGAUGGAGUCGUGGCGGAAAGUCUACCGGAGGCAAUGUACGAUGGUUGUGGUGAUUGCAACACGGCGGAGGGUGUCGUGACGGAUCCAAGGGGAAGCUUUGCACAGAGUCUUCAUAAUCUGUUCUUAGACUGCUGUCGCGAGUGUCCCGACGAGCACCUUGAUCCCUGUUGUCCUCCGGCCCAGGUCAAUCGCUUUCAUCGUCCCAAUGUAGUAGAGAGCGGCAUACCUACUCCAGCGGCCACUGUAGGCACUCGGUCAACGCCUGACACACAGACCACAGGCACGCCUGGUCAUACCACUCCUCAAUCUCGCUUCGCACAGUCGCCCAUCAGUCAUCAGCCGACAAGUCUGGAGGCGGCCCUACGACAUGCUUGUCAAUCUAGUCAUCCUCAUAAUCAUGAUAACUCAGGUCUCUGCUUGGCACCUGGGGCAAACAAGUGGAGACAGACUAGUCUUGGCCGAUCAGGACAAGUGGCAGCAGGGACAGCGGCGGCGGCGUCGCCUGCAACCUACCGCAGGACAAGGCCUGCUGCUAUUCAGUGCAAGUGGGCCGGCUGCUCGCAUGUCGCUUCGGACAUCUCUCAGCUCGCCGCACAUGUUCACUCUGUCCACCUGUUGCCUCAAGAAGCCGAGCCCGAUGCUUCUUUCGAGCCAUGGCAAGCUAGCGCCUCUCAGCAGCAUGUCAACGGGCAUCAUACUGCCUUUGCACAGCCUUCCAAACCUUGUCAAUGGGACUCGUGUGAUCACAUCGACCUUCCUUAUGGAGGAGCAGCUACAGCCGAUGCCAUUCUGCAGCACCUUUUACAAGCCCACCUUAGCGAUCAUGCACGUCCAGUCUGGCCUAUGCAAAAGCAAUUAUCUUCCUCGUCCUCCUCGUCCUCGCCUGCGCUGCAGCAAGAUGUCCAUACUUCCUCCAUUGCCUCGAUGCCGAUGCAGCCACAGCAGAGUAGAAAGAGACGCCUUUCCAGCAUCCAGAAUUUCGGUUCGACCGAGACUGGGAAGGGAGAAGCGCCGCUGCCGCCUCCGAAGGUGCCGACUCCCGAGUCUGUGUGGGCCGGCUCCGUUGAUGGAGGGCACAGCGCUUUCUCUCCCACUGCCACGUCCUCUUGGACCGAGGAACACCAGUGUGGCUGGCUGGGCUGUUCGGAGCACUUUGACUCUCACCAGGCUCUGACUGAUCAUAUUGCUCAAGAUCAUGUUGGUGGUGGCAAGUCAAGCUAUACUUGUUUGUGGAAGGGAUGUCAAAGAGGGGAGCAAGGGAAGACAUUCCAACAGCGGCAGAAGAUCUUGAGGCAUUUGCAAACACACACUGGCGAUCGACCAUACAAGUGCACCGUCUGCUCCCGUCGCUUCUCCGAAGCCAAUACCCUCUCUCAGCACAUGCGCACCCACACGCACGAGAAGCCAUACCUGUGCGACUACCCCGGCUGCAACGCCCGUUUCGCCGUUGCGGGAUCCUUGACCAUCCACAAGAGGUCGCGACAUACGAACGAGAGGCCCUUUGUGUGUACUUGGCCGGGUUGCAAUCGAGCUUUUGCCGAGAGCUCGAAUCUGACGAAACACCGCCGUGUGCACUCGGGCGAACGGCCCUUUGCGUGCGACAAGUGCGACCGGCGCUUCUCUAGGCCUGAUCAGCUCUCCCGGCACGCCAAGAUCCACGAAGCCAAGAAGGCUCAGUCUUGAAGAUUCACUGGGGCAAGGCAUUUUCGGAACAUUGCUCGAUUGGCAGAGAGGCUAUUUCUUCUUGGACUGACACAGGAUGGGAUGAGGUUCCCCUGCCAGCUGGAAUGUGACGUACAUU